ACCCUGUGGCACGGCCGUGUCUUGUGAUUGGUCCAUGUUGAUCAUCCUAUCAGGAGGAUUCGGAGCGUUUGUCGGUGGUGAGCAGCUGCUGUGAUGUGACUGGAGGUUCACCGGGUCGUGCCGAGAGCUCUUUGUACAUUCUGAGCCCAGACUGUGAGCUGUACAUCUGCGACGGAGAUGACGACGACGACAGCGCUGACAGCUGUCUUGACCAGAGUGACGACUACCGGGAGCUCAGCGGCUCCGGCAGCGCAGAGAAUGAAUACCCGCCGCUGAGAAUGACUCGACUUGACCCGUCACCCCACCGAAGCGACGCCCGGUCCUGGAUGGACGAAACUCACAGCAGAGAUGGUCUCAACAGGCGUUCAGGGUUUAAAGAAGGAAUAGAGAAGCGAGAAAGCGGCUACUUCUCUCUGGGGAGGGCAGCAGGUGCCCGCGCCCCCCGUGAUAACAGCCCCCAAGCACCUUUUCGCCAUUUCGAAAGAGGCCAUCCAAUCUUUAGCAGUCAAAACAUCGAGCCCAAGGAUACCGUCCCCUUCAGAAAUCCCAAUCUCGGUCUGGCCUCUGAGAGGCAGGUACCCGAGGUUCAGGAUGAAGAGCUGCCUGUGGAAUUCCUUCCUCCUCACCCCUACGACAUUGCCGUUGAGGUUGAGGCACAGGUUGGCGCUUGUUCUCCAAGUCCGACCCCUUUUAAAAUAGCUGAGUCGCUAGCCCGUGUGGAGCGAAAAGGCUUGAUCCACUCUUACGGUAGAGGAACGGCUUCUUCCAAUUCUGCCUCCCAACAAUUUGGGCGCUUUGAUUCUUCGAGGCAAGGCUCAGCUCUACAAUCUCGCUCUUCCUCCCCGCCACGUGGAAACGCUCGAUUGAGGGAUGGUGACUUUCCGUCUCCGAUCAGAGGGCAUACCGUUGAUUGUACGGAGCCCCGAUUGAGAGGCACCCUGCGAGGAUCACAUGGCCGACAUUUAGACUCAGGAACUUUGCCAAGAAACUUUAAAUCUCUUGCCGGGUCAGUCAAAUCCCAAUCCAGUACAGUCUCUGAUUUUAGGAGCGCCUUACGAAAAACGGAAGUCAGUGGAUCCUUCGGUGGUCGGGGUCUGGAAAGCAGGAGCUCAUCUGUUGGCAAAAUGUCACUCUACAAAACUGUAAAUACGAUCAGUUCAUUACACGGACUCGCCAAUCCUACACACACUCCAUCUCGCAGACCUGCUUGGAGUCGCCAUGAAAGUCGUGUGUCCUCGCCCACAAGAAGAACUUACAGUUCAUCGGGCCAAUUUGUCCUUCGUAAAUCGGAAUCGAUGACCUCACUGGACGGAAGAGGUCAUCAUGGACGCUGCGGGUCCCCAAUAAGAGAAGGCUAUGACAUUGAAAGUCAGGCUGUCCUGCGAAAUGGACUGAAUGGCCUCGAUCAUGAAAACGCAAGCCGCCCUCCAACCAAAUGUUGUUAUGACACAAUGAGUCAGCCAAAACUUAACAAGACGGGAUCCAAUACUGGCAGUGGCAGUCAAGUCCUUGAUAGCUAUUCUGAAAAAAGAUCCUUUAGAACUACUGGUCAAUAUCCACUUCGAAAAACAGGAAGCUGUACUUUGUUUAAUGGUCGUGAAAGUCGAAAUUCCUCUCCUUCAAGGAGAAGUGAUGAAACUUCCACUCAGUUGACACUGCGCAAGUCUGAAGUUAAAACUUUUGACAGCCAUAGCUCUAUGCCAUCAAAACAGAGCUACAGGGCCCCUCACCAACCCUCAUUUCGUAAAAAUGAGCUUGGCAGCUCUUUAAAGAGAAAUAAUAAGAAUACCCGUAACGCUUCCCCGUCUGGAAAUACCACCAAUGACCCACCGGGUUAUUCUGUCCUCAGACAUGCCAACAAUGGAGAGGGCGGCCGUUCAUUUCAGAGAAAAAACAAUGAUAGUGUCUCAAAAUCUGCCUCUGAUCGCUCAUGGCGGGGAUCGACACAUUCCCUGCGCAGCUCCUCGCUAUCCCGUGCUGCUUCUCCCACCAUGCGGAAUGCACAAGUCCACAGAAACACUUCCGUCACCUUGCAAACUCACAGAAGCUCCGGUGGUCUUCGAUCUAUGGAUGGGCGACAGGGUCUAGAAGAUCGCUACACCACCCAUCAUGCUCAGAGGAGCCCUUCGCCUGUACCUCCGAUGAAAACGCACAGCCAUACUUUAUUGCAGAGCUCCAUGGAUUCCUCUGAGUCUGUGGCCUCCGCUGGAAACAAAAAGGAGGAAUAUGGCACGAUGGCUGAUCUGCCCAAAGUCAAAUGGAUCCAUCAGAGGGAUGAGCACGACCACAUGGAGAGACCUCACCAGUGCUCUCGGAGACAGCAGCUCUUCAAACCAGCCAGCCACUCCCUAAGCAAGCAUCCCUCCAGAGAGUGGGAAGACACGGGGGAAACGGACAGAGAAUGGCACUAUGGCGGUAUCGGGUAUCUACCUCGAGUUCACUCCUGCUCCUCGUUGCAAAGGUCUUGCAGUCCCACAGCAGAUGCGGGCAGUUCUUGGAUAGAUUAUCAUCACAAAUCAGCGCCAAUGCAGGUAUGCGACACAGCUAGUACAAACAACUUUCACUGAUUUCAUUUAUUUUUUGAAUUUUCCCUGGUGGCAAAUGAAAACACAUUUGUUCCAUAAAUGCAACACAAAAUGCUUCCCAAAUAGUGUCAGGAGUCCAUUCUUCAGAACACGAAAGCUCACUCAUACGGUAAUAAACAUGAUCUUUCUUUUCGACUGUUGUCAGACCAGAUGACAGCUUGCCCAGCGUUCACAGAUCAUGUUUAUUAUUUGUGGAUUACACUGAACCUUCUUUUUGUCAACAUGCAGUUGUUUUGUAGACUCUCUACCUUAAUGCCUACAGGCAUUUCUUAAAACUGAGCUUUGUCACUUGUGGUGUGCUGGCUGGGGCAUGUGGUGAAAUUCCUGGGUUGCUCCAAGUGAAACCAACAGCGACAAAAUUGGGUGACCCGGAUGUAGGUGGUGUGGCCCAUAGAUGUAGAUACUUAGACGUCGCCUUGGCGCUAAUUGUACGUCUAAGUCGCGACCAUAUUGGAUGUGGAAAAGUGAAGCGGUUGAUGAAGAUGGCUCAUUCAUUUGCCGGACAGAGAUUUACGACCGAUUGACAUUUUAUACUCAAAACCAGAUCUCAUGGGAUUAAGACUGUGUGUGUGUGUGUGUGUGUGUGUGUGGUGGGCAAUUUAGAGGCAUUUACUUUAUGCACUUUAUAGGUUUUCACUCUAUGGCAGUCAAACCAUUGGCGUAAAUUGACGCCUGGUAGAUAUGCCACAUCAAAUAUGGCUGACGCGUGGACGUACACAGCAACGGCUCACGAUGCUUAACGAGGUGCUCAGUGUCUGUUUGUCUUGGCGCUGGCAGUCUUGGUGCUGCGGACCGCGAGCGGGAGCUACAGAGCUGUGUUUUCUUCUUCAAAGAGUCAAGCGGAGCCGCCCAGGAAGUAAACCACAAGUCAAAAAUACGAGUCGAGUCGCUGCUGUCCAAGAUCGCGCUACACGAUAUUAUCUUUUUUAGCCGCAAUUACGUCAAACGUGUCUGUGUUUGGCGGAGUUCACUUUCUCCUUAAGAAGGUCGAAGCUUCGCUUGAUGGGACAGUGAAUGGCGCGGUUUUUCCAAAGUCGAUUAACGUUGGUCUUGACCAAGAAAGUUGUACAACUUUAUUGACGGGUUGAUUGGGUGAAGUCGAACGGGGAAUUCCAA
Messenger RNA from Hippocampus comes (tiger tail seahorse), 3701 nucleotides. RefSeq lists its product as uncharacterized. The transcript has 5 exons. NCBI's taxonomy places the organism in Eukaryota, Metazoa, Chordata, Actinopteri, Syngnathiformes, Syngnathidae. The coding region runs from base 279 to 2567 and encodes 762 amino acids. The record is from RefSeq and is a predicted model, not a curated record.